GUCUCCUGCUGUCACUGCUGUGGCUCAGCCCCCAUUGUUUUACCAGUAGUUUCCUUUUCUCCUACUGACGUGCAGGUUUGACCUUUUGAUAAACCUGCCGACAUCCCUCACGCUGAAUCUGUAUUCGCAGCCUUUUGAGUGGACGCAGACCCGCAUCUGCUGGUGAUCGCUGACCCCGUGAUGCAGCUUCAAUAUAAACAGGACAAAGGAAGGCUGUGAGUCACCGUCGCUAUCAGUGUAAAUAUCUACUGGAAGUUGUCGCAAUGGAUUUAAUCAUGACAAUUUGUCAAAGACAUCCAGUAAAUAAACCACGGGCCACGUGUUCGAUCUGUUGCACUUGUGGACGUGAGGAGGCAGCGAAGCUCAGCCGACGCGUGUUCUCCCUCCAGAGUCUCACACCUCGUCAUCAAAAGUAUUUUACCAACACAUGGCAAGGCACAUCCCACAAUGCUUUGCCACUCAAGCUGUUGAUGAGUGCGGCGCUGGAGCACAUUCUUCCCAGCAGGCGUGACAACGUGCCAACAGCUGUAGUAUUUGGUGAAAGGGUCACGAGGUGUGGCCCCCGUCUUCAGCCGCGAGCUGCUGGGAUAUUUUUAACUGCUGUGACUUUCACAGUUUUUCCUGUGUGGGAUGAGUUGAUAUCAAGGUCCCACGGGAAACAUUAGGCCUGGGGCCCCAGCAGAAAGCUUCCAGACUCUGCAUGUAAGUCAGUGAGUCACUAACCUCAGGAUUUCCACUCACUCUUCCACACACUUUGAGUCCCAGGCUGUCCAUGUGUUUUAUUGCAGAUAAGUUAUUAUAUUAAAAUCAUCUCCAUUCUGCUGCUGGUUAAAACUAGACUCGACUACAUUACAAGCUGCAGAGCUGACAGCACACAUACACAGAUUGUGAUGGAUCUCCCACUAACUCGUGGUCUGUGUCUUCUUGGCGCCCUCUACUGGUUGAUAGUUGGCAUGAAAACAUAUUCUAGUCAUCUAGCAAAUUCUAAUCUGCUGUUCACUUUAAUCUACUUUAAUCUCUUUUUUUAUAGCUCAGCGUUCUGUGGUCUGCAUUUUUUCACCAGCAUCUUCUCGCCAGUGCUUCUGUGGGUGUGUGUGUAGAAGCUGAUUUGUUCUAGUACAGUAUUAUGUGUGUGAGUGUUUUUGUGUGACAAGGUUCAUUUUCUUUUUGUGUUCUUUAUGGGUGUUAAUUGCAAAGAUUGUUAGUUUUAAAAUAAAUACUGAGAACAGAUACCCAGAAUUGCCAACAUCUAAGAACAAUAAUUAUCACGAUCAACAUUUUGGAAAUGUGCAUGUAAAUGACUCGUAAAUGCACCUUUUUCUACCCAUGUUAACUAUUUAUUUAUUUACUGUAUUAAUUUUUUUUAGUUUGUCCUGAACUUAUCCUAUGUACAGUGCAGUACUUGCUUCUUAUUAAGUAGUAUUAGUUUGCAUGUGUGGACUUUUUGUUCACAUGUCGGUGUUCUGUGCUCUUCAGAAUUACGGUGUGGCGCCAUGGAAACGGGAGCUGUGGUUGCUGCCCUAGUUCACUUCUUAAAGAUGAAAUCGCGUCUGUAAACAAACUCAGGCUGCCAACAGCGAUCCAGCAUCAGAAAGGAAGUGCUUUUGAAUUCAUGUCUGCUUUUGACAGCUUCUCUAUGAUUAAUUACUUUUCUGGGCUGGAGUGUGUGUGUGUGUGUGUGUGUGUGUGUGUGUGUGUGUGUGUGUGUGUGUGUGUGUGUGUGUGUGUGUGUGUGUGUGUGUGUGUGUGUGUGUGUGUGUGUGUGUGUGAGAGAGAGCGAGAGAGAGGCGGGUGCUUUCACUGACUGCUUCCCCACAUGUAGCUGUGAUUAUAUAACCCACUGUAACAUACAUGAUGCGAUCCUGUCCAUGUUUUCUAACAAAGUCAAAAUCAGCAGCAAAUGGAAGCUGUCGCUCCAUGAUUUGGGUCAAAAAUGAGAGCCGCUGUGGCCCGGCUCCUGAGUUCUGGCUGCAGUCCUUGUCCCCAUAAAAAGGGCCUUUACACAGCGCUUUCUUUUAAAAUGCAGAGGGUGGAGGGGUGGAGGUGGGGCUUGAAUAUACAUAAGAGGCUAAGACAGCCCGCCAGUCCAAUUUGGCACAACAUCACCAGACAAUUUGCUGCUGCUCAACCUAAACGAGGGAGCUGAUUGGAUCUCUCCGUUCGUUUAUCGCGUCCCCGGGCUUGUUAGGGAAUAAUCCUCUUGGAUCAGCCCUCUGUCGGAGGAGGAACGCCACGCUGGUGAUGAGCGCAGACAGGUUGCUCAGAACGGAGGCUUUGUCCUGGAUGUCGGAUGUGGACAACGUGACUGGGGGCCAGUUCCAGGACCGGCUCCUGCAGCCCGCCUGGGACUACCUCCUCCAGAACCACCACGAGCUCCUGCGGAGCCCUCUGUUCCCCGUGGUGCUCUCUGUCUCCACCUACUUCUUCCUGGUCGUCGUGUACACGGCGCUGGACCUGCUGGCGCCCUCCUGGCCCUGCAUCAACCGCUACAGGCUGCAUCCCGACAGACCCGUCACCUGGCCCAGCAUCUGGACCACGCUCAGCGUCACCCUCUACAACCACCUGCUCUACAUCCUCCCUGCUUCGGUCGCCCAGUGGCUGUGGAUGCCGCCGACCCCGCUGCCCCGCGAGGCGCCCACGCUCCUCAGCUUCUUCCUGGGCAUCCUGGGCUGCAUGGUGGUCUUUGACUUCCAGUAUUACCUCUGGCACCUGCUGCACCACCGGGUCCCCUGGCUGUACCGCACCUUCCACGCCGUGCACCACCAGUACAACCAGACCUUCAGCCUGGUCACCCAGUACCAGUCGGGCUGGGAGCUGUUCAGCGUUGGGUUCUGGGCCACGGUGGACCCCAUUCUGCUCCAGUGCCACUGCCUCACGACGUGGGGCUUCAUGGUGUUCAACGUCUACGUUUCCACCGAGGACCACUGUGGCUACGACUUCCCCUGGUCCAUGCACAACCUGGUGCCCUUUGGCCUGUGGGGCGGCGCGCCCAAGCACGACGCUCACCACCAGCGGCCCGGCACCAACUUUGCCCCGUUCUUCUCCCACUUGGACUGGCUGGCCGGCACCCACACGGUGCCGAGCGCCUCCGGCCACGCCGCCGCCGGGGACCCAGAGGAGAUGAAGGGGAGGAAGGACUAGGGAGCCUGAAUGCAUCUCCCAUUGACACAAACUGCCUCUUUUGUACCUGCUCUUUCUCUCCGCCGCUCCUCCCUCUCCCUUCGGUUUCACUGUACUGACUCCCUCUCCCGCUGCUCUCUAACAGAUCAUUCCUCACAGAUUAGGAGGCGAUUUCCACACUAACAUUUCUUGACUGUCUGGUGAGUUGUUGAGAACUGUGUUGUAUUCUUGCACAAUAGUCGAUCCUGUACUGGUGUACUGUGUACAUUUAGGUCUCGAUGUGUUCUUUAUUUCUACGUCUCAGGUCAGUUUCCACACACGUGUAACGAGCUGUGACAUCCUCUUGGCAAAAUAAAAGCCGACAAGAAACAUUUCAUUUUUGCAGCUCUUGUUGAGUAUCUUCUGAUGGUGGGUGGUAAUUAGCACCUACCCCCCACCCCCACCCCUCUCCCGCUCCACAGCGCUCACACGCAUGAAUAGCCGUCUUUUAGCUGCAUCCCAGUAUGAUGCGUGGGCGCCAUACUAAUCUAAUGUCCUCCCUUAAUUAAACUCCCUGAAAGGAAAUAUCUCAGCGAUUCACAGGCUUGAGAACACAUGAAUCAUCUGCAGGUUCCUUUAAAUGCUUCUCUAGGUUGUCAAGACUCAGUGGGCUGGUUCAUUUUAAUAAAACAUGAAAUCAAAUCGCAGAGUUAGAGGGAUUGCAGAUACAGUUCAUUUGCGUACAGAUUAUUUCUGAGCUUCCUUCAACUUCACCCAAUCAACCAGCAGGGGUCACUGUUCAUCCUCGCACGGACCACAAGUCUUCAGUAAAUCUCAUGCACAAAAAGCUGCUUAUUUUGAA
Molecule: messenger RNA, 3961 nt
Organism: Betta splendens (Siamese fighting fish)
Lineage: Eukaryota; Metazoa; Chordata; Actinopteri; Anabantiformes; Osphronemidae
Gene: ch25hl2
Product: cholesterol 25-hydroxylase like 2
Exons: 1
Coding region: 2242-3141 (299 amino acids)
Biological process (GO): cholesterol metabolic process; sterol biosynthetic process
Molecular function (GO): C-4 methylsterol oxidase activity; steroid hydroxylase activity; iron ion binding
Source: RefSeq, a predicted model, not a curated record